Molecule: messenger RNA, 1327 nt
Organism: Drosophila erecta
Lineage: Eukaryota; Metazoa; Arthropoda; Insecta; Diptera; Drosophilidae
Product: enoyl-[acyl-carrier-protein] reductase, mitochondrial
Exons: 2
Coding region: 160-1233 (357 amino acids)
Biological process (GO): fatty acid metabolic process
Cellular component (GO): mitochondrion
Molecular function (GO): trans-2-enoyl-CoA reductase (NADPH) activity
Source: RefSeq, a predicted model, not a curated record
CGUUUGUCGCUUGGCCGAAAAUGCCAGCACUCAAAAUUUAGAGUCCCUAGUUGUCAUUAAAAAUCAAGUUGGCAGCAACGCUGCAGCGGUCACACUGGCCAGCAUAAUAAUUUUCGUUUUACUAUUUUGAUGGUCGAAAAUCCUAACUAUUAGUAAGAAAUGUUGCGCAGAGGCUUUUUAUCUGGCAUCAGACCAACCCAAUGGAGCCGCCAAAUGUCGGUGCUGGCCAAAUCCCUGAAGUACACACAGCACGGCGAGCCACAAGAGGUGCUGCAACUGGUGGAGGACCAACUUCCCGAUCCCAAGGACAAUCAAGUGCUGGUGAAGAUUCUUGCGGCUCCCAUUAACCCGGCGGACAUAAACACCAUCCAGGGUAAAUACCCGGUGAAGCCCAAGUUCCCAGCAGUUGGAGGCAAUGAGUGUGUGGCGGAGGUCAUUUGCGUGGGCGACAAAGUCAAAGGCUUGGAGGCGGGGCAGCACGUCAUUCCCUUGGCCAGUGGUCUGGGCACUUGGACCACGCAUGCCGUCUACAAGGAGGAUCAGCUGUUGAUCGUGUCCAAGAAAGUCGGCUUGGCGGAGGCCGCCACCUCGACAGUGAAUCCCACCACUGCCUACCGGAUGCUUAAGGACUUUGUGCAGCUUUGUCCGGGUGACACGGUCAUCCAAAACGGCGCUAACAGCGCCGUCGGCCAGGCAGUGCACCAAUUGUGCCGAGCCUGGGGCAUCAAUAGCAUUGGCAUUGUACGUGACCGACCAGAGAUUGCCGAACUGAAGCAAAUGCUGCAGUGCCUGGGAGCCACCGAGGUCCUAACCGAGGCCGAAAUUCGCACCAGUGACAUCUUCAAAUCGGGCAAGUUAAAGAAGCCCCGCCUGGCCUUCAAUUGUGUGGGCGGAAAAAGCGCCACGGAGGUGUCGCGCCAUCUAGACAAUGGUGGUGUACUGGUCACAUACGGCGGAAUGUCCCGUGAACCCGUCACCGUGGCCACCGGUCCUCUAAUUUUCAAGGACAUUGCAUUUAGAGGCUUCUGGAUGACUCGCUGGUCCAAGGAGAACUACAGCUCGCCAGAACGUUCGAACAUGUUUAAGGAGAUCUUCGAGCUGAUGGAGCAAGGAAAAUUCGUGGCCCCUAACCAUGAGAUGGUGCCCUUGGCUAAAUUUAAAGACGCAGCGGCUGCUGCCUUGAACUUCAAGGGAUUCACUGGCAAGAAGUACAUAUUGGACAUGAGCAUUUAGAUGCGUAACUUGAGGCUGAGCCUGCUGUUUAUUUACAUGUACGAAUUGUGUAUUAAAAUUGUUAUCUACUGUGAUACAUUUUAGGCCAUCUCCA